AUGAACGUGGGUUGGUUGAGAACAAUAGUUCUACCUGAUCUGGAGUCGCGCUGGGAAAAGUUGAAAGAGGAAAAUAAGUCCAUCUUCGGCAAAGUAUGGUACUCUUCCAUCGUACACCCCAGAUUAUAUGGGGCGCAUUAUGAUGCCGUCGCCGAAUACGUCUUAGCGAAAGAGGGGCUGAUAACCACCAUCGCGAAAAGCUUGGCUCCAUUCAAGCAAUUACAUACUUUCGCCUUCGUCGAACCCGAGAUCGAUGCCUGGAGCCGUUACGAAACGCUUUUCAAGGAAGUUGGUGAAGAGCACGGCCGCUUACAGGGAUGUAGGAGCCCAUAUGCCAGGGGCUCAAAGCGAGACGCAAGCUCGGAGGCCAUCGCAUACAGCGGGAUGAUGAUCGGCCUUGACGUUGCACUUCGAGCUCUACAGCGAGCCGAAAUCCACCCAACCAACUUCGCAAUGCCAGUACCUUCUAUUGGAUUCCAAUCCUUCAAGACCUCCGUUUCGAAAUACGUCUUGAGCGAGGUUCUCACACAAACAAACAAGCUAUGUCUCAACCACCUAUCGUUGAGAUUCCUUCGUGUUGGGAGUAGUAACGACGACAGACUCACCUUGACAAAUGUCUAUUCUCGAGAGACCCCCCCACCGGUUCACACCGAAAUACUCUUAACCAAUGACAGCUUCCCCAGCCUACGCGACCUGACUUUAUAUUUUGGCCAGGUCAGAUCUGCGAACAAUCCGGGUCCAGCCACCCACGGCUGGAAGGCAGCAGAACUUGAGUCCCUAACCAUUCGAUACGACCCCCGAUUUGAAGCAUCGGCAAAUGGUAUUCUAUGGCACGAAGACUGUUUGAACCACUUCCAUCAAAGUCUCAAACACCUGACGAUUGUUAACGCUUUUUGCGGCAACUGGAAUAACUUCUUCCGCGACAUCGCAAAGGCUCAGCUGGAAACACUGGAUAUUGUGAUUGAGGAUGAUGUUCUCGGGAUGGUUAGGACCAAAGUGCCGUCUUUUAACGACGUAGAGAACGGGUUGGUGUGUGUUCAGGAGCGGUUUAAGAAGGCCGCCGAGAAGGUGGAGGUAAGACCGGAUUGGGUUUUCGAUCUUGUGAAGCGGGUGUGGAAAAAUCAGGAUGAUAUUGUUGAUCGGUUGUUGGAGGAUAGUGAUGAGGAGGGUGGGUUUGAUUGGGAGGAGGACGAUGAUGAUGACGAGGAAGUUGAAGGAUGA
Messenger RNA from Alternaria metachromatica, 1221 nucleotides. RefSeq lists its product as uncharacterized. The transcript has a single exon. Lineage: Eukaryota; Fungi; Ascomycota; Dothideomycetes; Pleosporales; Pleosporaceae. Bases 1 to 1221 code for a protein of 406 amino acids. The record is from RefSeq and is a predicted model, not a curated record.